UAGACUCUGGGUGGGCCACAAUAUUUGCUUAGCUUUGGGAAUGGGUGUUCCGACGAAAGUGUAUGUUCAUACGAACAUCUACACGUACAGUAAUAAGUAUAAAAAUUUGGAUCGUUUCGUAAAGGAUGUGAAAAGGUUCCUAAGGGAGUACGAUAGCAUAGUGCUGCACAAGGAUCUGUAUAACCUCGUCUUCCGUAGUUAUCUGCGCGAGAUUCGAUCGAAGGUGAAAAUUGUGUUGCAAAAAUUUGGAGCUGCACCGUGUGAUGAUGGCAGCACGCAUACUAAAAAGGAAAUGUUCUGUUGUGGGUUAGCAUUCACGGAAGCGGAACAGUUUCGUAAGCACUAUAAGGCAGUGCAUAACGAAGCCUUUCUCGUGUAUCCUAAUACGCUAGAGCUCAAAUCGGCAUUCGCCAAACUGGACCACAUGCGCCACCGUCUGGAUGAGUACACGCGCUUCGGCAAGGAGUAUACGCUAGCCCUGCUGUUGGACUUGAAGAAAAUAGCGAAGAACAUCUCUGGCACCUUGAAGUUUUAAAAUAAGAUGACACUAGACUCAAUAAAUGCCCAUUCCGCCUUAAACAUUGCCCUCCUCUCCUCGGUGCAGAAGGCUUCAAGAUCAAACCGCGCUAAUGCCACGAUUAUCAUGCGAUCGCAGCCGAUCGGUUGGC
Molecule: messenger RNA, 668 nt
Organism: Anopheles aquasalis
Lineage: Eukaryota; Metazoa; Arthropoda; Insecta; Diptera; Culicidae
Source: RefSeq, a predicted model, not a curated record